GGCGCCGUUUGUGCCAUAAAUAUAUUUAUAAAAAUAAUGGGGAUAUACAGAAAUGAAAGCAAUAUAUAAUAUAAAUCUCAUUAAACUAUUAAAAUAUAUCACACAUUUCAUAUUAUAUAUCAAUGCCGAAAAGAAAUAAUUCACAUCGCAUUUUUAUCCCUAUCCGCUUUUAUUUCCAUCACCGCAGUUUAAAAAUAUCCAUCAAAUAGCGUGUGCCAAAAUGUAAUGUUGGUUGCGGUCGGUAGCCGCAGUUUCUAUAUUCAGCGGCGCGAUGUGAUUCGCGCAAUCAGCUGUUGGUUGUCUUGAUGAUUUUUGCGGUUGUUUUCGUCAACUGGCAGUAACAGGUGAAAAAAGUGCAACAUUUAAUUAGAAUAAUUUUAAUUCGCAAUCCUUAGACAUUCAGUCCGACUAUGGAAAUUCAACAUUAUUUUGAAGAAAUAAUUGUGGAUGUUGAUCAACUGGACUACUUAUUAAUGCACAACAAUCAUGAUGUCAGGCUAUUAGAAGAAGGUGGUCUCAAAAUGGAAAACCAUUGCCAUGCUUUUAGUGUCCUGGUCAGUGCUUGUGAAAAUGUUCCUGAACUACAUGCCAAGCUCUGCAGAGUAUAUACAUUAAUUUGGACUUUACUUCAGAUAGUGGAAAAUAAACUGGAAGGCUGUGGUUUACCUGACUGGCCAUCAUUCCAACUAAGUCUCCUACCUACACAAUCUGUAGGCAGACCAAGCUAUGAUAUUCAAUAUGACCAGGUAGCGUUCUUGAGAAAUUUGGGCAUGUCUUGGUCUGGGAUAUCAAAAGCUCUUAAAAUAUCAAGGCGGACCUUGUAUAGGAAGAAGGCAGAAUGGUCCUUUGAAAAUAUUGAAGCUAACAUUUCUAACGAAGACUUAGCAGUAUUAAUUCAGGAAAUUUUAACUCAAACGCCAAAUGCAGGCGAGGAAUAUGUGUUGGGAAGUUUGAGAGCUCGAAAAGUUAGCGUUGCAAGAUGGCGAGUCCGAGAACAAUUACAUGCCCUUGAUCACUUGGGUCGUGCAUUGCGUCGACGUACCACAAUUCAGCGGCGUAUAUAUCAAGUUAAAGGAGCUAAUUAUUUAUGGCAUAUUGAUUCAAAUCAUAAACUUAUUUCAUAUAGAUUAGUUUACCAUGGAUGUAUAGAUGGAUACAGUCGCCUUUUGAUAUACCUCAGAUGCCUUACUAAUAAUAAGGCGGCAAGUGUGUUAGAAUUGUUCAAACAUGGUACAAAUUUAUUUGGGAUUCCAAGUCGUGUGAGAGGUGAUAGAGGGGUUGAAAAUAUACAUGUAGCCCAAUUUAUGUUGAACGAAAGAGGUAUUGAUAGGGGUAGUUUUAUUGUUGGGCGUUCGGUGCAUAACCAGCGGAUAGAAAGACUAUGGGCUGAAGUAAAUCGAAUAGUGACGCGGCAUUUCAAAGAUUUGUUUCUUUUCAUGUCAUACAACGAUUAUCUGGAUGAGCAUUCUGAUAUAGAUUUAUUUUGCCUACAUUACGUUUUCCUUCCACGGAUUGAAAAAUGUUUGGAGGAAUUUGUCAACCAAUGGAACCAUCAUAGUUUAAGUUCAGCAAGAGCGAAGUCUCCAUUUCAACUAUGGUCUCUAGCACAUUUGGAAGGACAACAUUAUGAAAAUAUUGUUGGAAUGGAAGAUGACGCAUACUUCGAAAACCCAAAUUUAUACGGACUUGAUGAAAUGGGACCUCCUCCAGAAAUUGAAACCAGCAAUAGUGUGGUCGUACCCGAAUUCGAAUUACAUUUAUCAGAUCAACAGAUGCACAGAAUAAAUGUGAGCAUCCCCGAUGUUAUGUCUGAUGAUGGCCAAUGUGGCAUAAGUCAUUAUCUGAAAAUUCGUGAAAUAUUGUUGGAACAUUAAUACCUUUAUGUUCAAAAUAAAAAACAAAUUCUGUAUAUUUUAAAUCAAUAUUGCAAAUCAAAACUACACGAUAUUCCAAAAUAUUGCACCAUGCGUUAAGAAUAAAAUCCAACUUCUAUAUGCUUAAAAUAAUUACUGUAAACCAAACACUGCGCCAUUUCCAAUACCAAAUAUCAUAUUAUCUUUAAAUGCAUCGUAAUUUGUAUGUAUAACAGGCAAUUUCAAAACUAAGGCACAGGUGCUUGCUUCAGGGUAUAUUUUGGUGGUGUUAUGGAGAAAUUCAAUUGUGGGAGUUUGUUUAAAUCCUAACGGAGGUAUGGUCCUGCAUCCGGUCGUAAAGAUAAGUAUGUCUUGAAGGGAGACUUCUAAAUCGUCCGCUGAAACAUAAAUUUCCAAAUAAUUUAUUUGUGCAAUCCUAAUUAAAACAAACCUUCACAAUCUGCUACAAAAUUGUAAUAAUUCCCUAGAACUCUGUUUUCUAUCGAACGUAAAUUACUUCCUUGUGGAUUUAACACAGGGGAAAAUAGUUCCUUCAUCUUGCUAAAUGUUAAUUUGGUUGCGGUAAAACAAAAAAGAGAUUUCAUAUCAGAGGGAUAUUUAUUUAUCAAAUGGUGAAUUUCACAGGACUUCAAGCCACUUUCAAAUUGUUCCAGUGCAGGUCGUACUCUGAGAGCCACAUGAAAUUUACAGACAUCUGAAACAUAACAAAUACAUUGUUUUCAUUUGAAUUUUGACACGAGUGGUUUGAAUGUCGUUCAUUCGGAUAUGGGAUUACCUUGUUCUGUCUGUCAUAUUAAGUAAAUAGGCGGAUUCAUGGGUGGAAAUUGUGUCAUUAAGGCCCAGUCUUCUCACCUCCUAAUAACUAUUCUCCCAAUAAAUUCCAUAGAUACCAUUGUUGAUACAAUAGUUGUCUAAUAGUUAUCUGACAAAUAGAUUUAUUAGGAGAUGAAAAGACCGGCCCUAAGUAGAAUACACGUAAAUGUCACUAAAUUUGACGAAAAUUUUAUUCCUCAUCUUAUAAAUAAUCUGUAAAGGAUUUCUGAAAACUAAUAUCUAAUAACUACCUGCAAUAAGCUUUUCCUUUUCUGUUAUGUCGCUUAUGAAUGACCAUCCGGAUAUGGAAAUCAUAUCCUCAUCCAAAAUAAUAUUUUGCAGAUCAACAACAUCAUUACAGUCGUGCAUUGUAUGUAAAAUUGUUUUCAAUGUCCCUUCAGGCACAUCAUCUAUAUUAGGGGCCAUUCCAUCAAUUCCAUACAAUAAAAAAUCAAACAAUGCUUGAGAUAUAAAGUUGGGUCCACCAAAACCAUGUAGUAUUGACAUGCCUAUUAUUUGCCCACAGUAGUAAUAAUUAUUUGCCUGUAGCUGUUCUAUGCAAUAUGUCAAAUUUUUUGACUCAUUAUUGCCGUCAAACAAGCAACUUGUG
This is a messenger RNA of Photinus pyralis (common eastern firefly), 3297 nucleotides long. RefSeq lists its product as uncharacterized. The coding region runs from base 411 to 1874 and encodes 487 amino acids. The record is from RefSeq and is a predicted model, not a curated record. Lineage: Eukaryota; Metazoa; Arthropoda; Insecta; Coleoptera; Lampyridae. Gene Ontology annotation, molecular function: DNA strand exchange activity; DNA binding. The transcript has 4 exons. Gene Ontology annotation, biological process: DNA recombination; DNA integration.